Messenger RNA from Fusarium graminearum PH-1, 630 nucleotides. RefSeq lists its product as uncharacterized. Lineage: Eukaryota; Fungi; Ascomycota; Sordariomycetes; Hypocreales; Nectriaceae. The transcript has 3 exons. Bases 1 to 630 code for a protein of 209 amino acids. The record is from RefSeq and is a predicted model, not a curated record.
AUGGUUCGUAAACGCCAAACAGCCGCAACAGCAGUAGCUUCUGAACCUGGAACCUCUCCUCCUUCUUCUCUGAAGGGCAAAUCAGCUUCUACAAUGCCAAUGCCUAGUAAUUGGAGUCUACGGUCGCAAUGGAUGUUCUUUGCUGUUGCUAGCGGUGCUUGUGCAGCGUUCAAUGGUGUCUUUGCCAAAUUGACAACGACACAACUUACCACGAAUCUAUCCAAUGGUAUUGCUAGCCUCAUCGGCCUCUCUUCUCAUAAGGAUAUUAUCGAAUAUCUAGUUCGAGGUAUGUGGACACUCUUCACAAAAGCUCUUGCACGCGGCACAUCUACUACACAGGUAUCCAUCCUGAACACUUCAACCAACUUUAUGGUCACUGCUGUUCUGGGCGCUUUAAUCUUCUCAGAGGUUCUACCGCCGCUGUGGUGGGCUGGUGCCGCACUCCUUGUUGCAGGAAAUGUUAUUGUAGGACGAAAGGAUGAGACUAAGGAUGCUGGUGCUGCUGCCGUGGCUGAGGGGCCAAGUUAUGUACCCAUUCCAACUGAAGAUGAAGAAGAGCAGAGGAGGGAUGAAGACGAAGACGAAGAUAUCAUUGAUUUGGGACGAGUGUCAGACGAGAGGACACGAUAG